This is a messenger RNA of Oldenlandia corymbosa var. corymbosa, 2862 nucleotides long. Lineage: Eukaryota; Viridiplantae; Streptophyta; Magnoliopsida; Gentianales; Rubiaceae. The record is from the annotation of a GenBank genome assembly.
AUGAACCCCAACACUUCCACUUUCCCAAUCAAACCUACCUUCUUAAAUUUACCGAUGGCAUUCAAGUUUUCAGCCAGCGGAGUCCGGUUACUCCGUUCCUACUCUCACCACCGUCUCUCGGUUUCUCUUCUUCGGCCGAAGCCGGCUGCUCGCGUCGGUUUUCGUGACGGAGGUUCCGAGCUCCGGUUUCUGUCUACUUCUUCGGAGCGAGGAAGGGGAAAGCUGGUUGAAGUAAAGGCGAAGCAAAAGGAUGAGGAGGACGGGGAUUCUGGGGGUAACGGAAGCGUUGCCGUGGCUGCUCCCGGUGCAGGCGAAGGAAGAAUUGUGGUUUCGGAGCUUCAUAAGGAAGCUACUGAGGCCUAUAUGGCUUACGCCAUGUCCGUACUACUUGGGCGUGCUUUGCCGGAUGUUCGGGAUGGUUUGAAGCCUGUACACCGCAGGAUUUUAUUUGCAAUGCAUGAGUUAGGGAUUUCAUCAAGAAAACCCUUCAAGAAAUGUGCAAGGGUUGUCGGCGAGGUCCUGGGGAAGUUUCACCCCCACGGUGAUAAUGCGGUGUAUGAUUCCUUGGUCCGAAUGGCCCAGGAUUUCUCUUUGCGUAACCCUCUCAUUCGUGGGCAUGGGAAUUUUGGCUCUAUUGAUGCUGAUCCUCCUGCUGCGAUGCGUUACACUGAGUGCAGGCUGGAAGCACUCACGGAGGCUAUGUUAUUGGCUGACCUCGAUCAGGAUACAGUCGAUUUUGUUCCAAAUUUUGAUAAUUCUCAAAAGGAACCGGCAAUACUUCCUGCCCGAAUUCCUAAUUUGUUGCUAAAUGGUGCCUCUGGAAUAGCGGUGGGAAUGGCAACAAAUAUCCCUCCCCAUAAUCUUGGCGAGUUGGUGGACGCUCUGUCUGUAUUGAUUCAUAAUCCAGAAGCCACGCUCCAAGAAUUGCUGGAGUACAUGCCAGGACCAGACUUUCCUACCGGUGGAAUUAUAAUGGGCAACCUUGGUAUUUUAGAAGCUUACCGAACUGGAAGAGGACGUGUGGUAGUAAGAGGGAAGACUGAUGUUGAGCUGCUUGAUCCGAAAACCAAGAGGACAGCAAUUAUUAUUAAAGAGAUUCCAUAUCAGACCAACAAAGCCUCUUUGGUCGAGAAGAUCGCUGAGCUUGUAGAAGAUAAGACUUUGGAAGGUAUCAGUGAUAUUCGAGAUGAAAGUGAUCGAUCAGGCAUGCGGAUAGUAAUUGAGUUGAAGAAAGGUUCAGAACCCUCAAUUGUGUUGAACAAUCUUUUUCGUCUUACUGCAUUGCAGUCAAGCUUCAGCUGUAACAUGGUGGGCAUUCUUGAUGGGAAACCUAAACUGAUGGGCUUGAAGGAAAUGCUUCAGGCUUUUUUGGACUUUAGAUGCUUUGUAGUUCAAAGGCGGGCUGAAUUCAAGCGGAAGCAGGCAAAAGAUAGAAAUCACAUUGUUGAGGGUAUCAUACGGGGGCUCGAUAACUUGGAUGAUGCAAUUGACAUAAUUAGGAAAGCUCCUAGUAAUGCUGCCGCUGCAGCUGCCUUGAUGAAAGAAUUCAGUUUGUCGGAGAAACAGGCGGAAGCCAUAUUGGACAUUAGCCUUAGACGACUUACCCUUCUUGAGAGGAAUAAGUUUGUUGAAGAGGGAAAAUCUUUGAACGACCAGAUUUCCAAACUGGAUGAGCUUUUGUCAAGCAAAAAGCGAAUACUUCAGUUGAUUCAAGAAGAAGCCAUUGAAGUGAAAAACAGAUUUUCCACCGCAAGGCGUUCCUUCCUUGAUGAAUCUGAGAGCUCGCAGGUGGAAGAGAUAGACAUCAUCCCCAAUGACGAAAUGCUGCUGGCCAUAAGUGAGAAGGGGUAUGUCAAACGUAUGAAGCCAGAUACUUUCAGUCUUCAACACCGUGGAACAAUUGGUAAAUCUGUGGGGAAACUAAAAGUGAAUGAUACCAUGUCUGAUUUUCUGGUCUGCCGUGCCCAUGAUCACAUUUUAUAUUUCAGUGACAAGGGAACAGUAUAUUCAGCUAGGGCAUUCAAAAUUCCAGAGUGCUCUCGAGCCGCUGCUGGUGUGCCGCUUAUUCAGAUUUUGUCACUGUCGGAUGGGGAGAGAAUUACUUCAAUCAUUCCAGUGAAUGAUUUUUCUGGAGAUCAGUAUCUUGUGAUGCUUACAGUGAAAGGAUACAUAAAAAAAGUAUCUAUGAACUAUUUCUCCUCAAUUAGAUCAACUGGAAUCAUAGCAAUUCAAUUGGUUUCUGGGGAUGAAUUAAAGUGGGUGAAGCGUUGUACAAAUGAUGACCUGGUUGCCAUGGCUUCACAAAAUGGAAUGGUGAAUUUAACUUCUUGUGACUCUAUUAGAGCUCUUGGAAGGAACACAAGAGGUUCGAUUGCCAUGAGGCUAAAAGGGGAGGAUAAAGUAGCAAGUAUGGAUAUAAUUCCAGCAGGCUUGAGGAAACAGUUGGAUGAUCUUUCUGAAUCUCGUCGGAGUUGCAAGGGAUUGCCUGGGCCAUGGCUACUUUUCGUGUCUGAAAAUGGUUUUGGCAAGAGAGUUGCUCUCAGUAGUUUCCGGAUGUCACCGUUGAACCGAACUGGUUUAAUAGGUUAUAAGUUUGCAUCUGAAGACCGGUUAGCUGCAGUAUUUGUUGUUGGGUUCUCCUUGGGAGAUGACGGUGAAAGUGAUGAACAAGUUGUUCUUGUAAGCCAGAGUGGGACUGUGAACCGCAUCAAAGUGCGAGACAUUUCCAUUCAGUCCCGAUUUGCCAGAGGUGUGAUCCUGAUGAGACUGGAUCAUACUGGGAAAAUAAAAUCGGCUUCGUUGAUAUCUGGGGCAGAAGCAGAUGCUGAUGAAAGUGAAGCCAUGGAAGCUGCUGCUGCAUAG